Messenger RNA from Daktulosphaira vitifoliae (grape phylloxera), 1598 nucleotides. RefSeq lists its product as uncharacterized. NCBI's taxonomy places the organism in Eukaryota, Metazoa, Arthropoda, Insecta, Hemiptera, Phylloxeridae. The coding region runs from base 50 to 1507 and encodes 485 amino acids. Gene Ontology annotation, molecular function: cysteine-type deubiquitinase activity. Gene Ontology annotation, biological process: protein deubiquitination. The record is from RefSeq and is a predicted model, not a curated record. The transcript has 23 exons.
UUAAAACCAAUGCAAUUUAAUUUUUUCUAUUUUUCAAGACUACUAAACGAUGUUACAGUUAAUGAAUUACUCUCUUGUUGCAUUAUGUUGUAUUAUAUUGAAUGCUGUCAUUUCUUGUUAUUGUAUUAGUUAUUUUAAAUCACCUUCGACAGGUAAGAUCCAGAAACCUCUAUUUUUACCAGUCGACUAUAAAUGGCAGAGUAAAAAGUGCAAAGAAUUAGGAUUUAAAAUGAUGAACAUCUGUAUUCCAAAAAAGACUGAGAAGUAUCGAAAUGUUCCAAAAAGUAUAAUGACUAUACCAGGGGACGGAAAUUGUUUCUUUAGUGCUCUUUCUUAUUGGAUAACUGGUGCAAUAAAUUAUGGUGGACUUUUGCGUAAAAUUAUAGUCGACUAUAUGAAAAAUUCCAAAUCAUUUAAACUAAUGACAAAGGAAGAGGAACGAGAAACCCGUAUUUCAAAAAUGUACAACAUAUGUGAGUAUGCAGAAUCCCCCGAAAUAGCUACAGCAGCUGAAUUUUUAAAGAUAUCCAUAUAUAUUUACUCUUUAUAUCCUUUGGAGGGAUGGCACUUUAUUAGCAAAAAUGGAGUUGUUAACAAAGACGAAAAUGAAAGAUGCAUAUACUUGAUUAAUUAUAAAGAACAUUAUAAUGUUGUGCUAGAUGUAUAUCCAGAUAGAGAAGCUCGUCAACCUGAAGAUAUUGAAAAAAAAAUGAACGAGUAUUCUGAUUACAAUAUUUCUAUUGACCUGUCAAAACAAUCUAUUAGUAAACCUAUAACCAAUUUUUCCUAUCCAGAUAGAGAAGCUCGUCAACCUGAAGAUAUUGCAACAAAAGAAAUAAAACAAAACAAAACUCCUCAACCUGUUCCUAAAAAAACUAAAGAUAAUCAGAAACUUUUGAAGUACACCAACGAACAUUUUGAAAAUUACAUAACAGAAGUUAAAAAUAGAAUACGAACUGAAGAAAUAGAACAACAACGUUUAGAUAAACUGAAUAAUAUCGAAAAUAAGAAAAUAUCAAAUAUUUUUCGAGAUCCCAUCAAUAAGCGUCAAGACAGCGAUAUGAAGUUUAAUAAAUUCGUCGAAAAAUGUCAUCAAAAGUGGUUUGUAGCAGAAGAUCAAGAUUCCAAACCAAUGAAGAAAGAAAUAUCUUUAAUCAAUGAACAUGAACAACCAAUUAGGCAAUUUAACGAUGUACCCAUAGAACAGGAACAACCAACUAGGCAAUUUAAUGAAGUACCCAUAGAAAAGGAACAUGUUCAUAUGGAAUAUUUUAUUGAUAGAUUGGGACAGAAAUUCUGUCAGCCCAUCGCAACUGAUAUUUCAUUGGUUCAAAAUUACAGAACACCAGUUUACCCAUUAGAAAUCAGAGAUCAUACCACUGAAACAAGUUACCCAUCAGAAAUCAGUGAUCAAACCACUAAAAAAGUGAGAACACCACAUGAAGACACUUCUUUUAUUUUGGAUUUCUUUUAUCGUAUACAUCAGUGGGAAAAUUACCAUUUAUAAUAACAAAUAACAUAUAUUAAUUAUUUGAAUUGAAAUAAUCAAAUAUUUGUAACAAUUAAACCAGAAGUAAAAAAAGUUUCACUCUGAAAAA